CACACAGAGAACCGCUGCACUGAUAAAACACCACCACCACAGGAAUACACACACACACACACACACUGAACAGAGGAGCAGAAGAAACACCGAGGAGAGAGAAACAGACGGACUAAAAUAAAAAAGAAAGAGAAAAAGUGAGAGAGAAGCCUGCCCGGACUCCUGCCCCACUCAACACUCUGCACUGCCCGGCACGCGCGCUUUCUGAUGCACGUUUCUACACGGGAAUAUUCAGCACAACCAACUCUUUACCUGCAGCUUUAUCAACCAGGCACUUUGGGUACUUCAAACUCUUUUAAUUAUUUAUGUUUCCAGGGAAAUUGCUUUUUUUCUUGUUAGUAUUUUUCUGUUUUAGGUUUUGCACAAAUUUGGCAACUCCCCCCAAACUUUUAAAAUCAUGAUUUUAGCUUGUUUGUUACUAGCUCGUGUUUAGACACAAGUUGUUUUAAAGUUAAAGCAUAAGGACUAAGGAAAUGACAGCUGAGACUUUUGUUAAUCCCUUAAUAGGACUAUAAUUUGUUUAAUUAGAUCUAUUUUUACAAGUAAGUCCCCAAUUACACGCCCCCAGUUUACACAACAAAUUCAGCUGCUAACAUAAACAACCCAGAUUUGAAAUUUGAAUCCAAUUUUCUGGACAAAAUAGCUUCAAGCGAGACGGAUGUGUCAGCCUGUUUAGCCGUAUAAGCUGAACAGUGUUGAUCCAUAUCUGGGAGUAUUUUUAGGCGUGUGGAGGAAGAGCAUGGACUUAAAGAGAGGACAGGGGAGGCAGGAAGAAGCCCAGUCUUUGCAAGAUGAAUGCAUCUAACCAAGGCUUUGGACAGCUGUGCUUCAGGGGGGUUUAUAUAGUCUGUUGUUGUGUGCAGACUUGACUCGACUAGAUCGUUUACCCAGAAAGGACCUUUCCCAGAAUCAAUUCCCCUGGUUGAAAAGGGACAGCAGAGAUUCAGCACACUUUGAUUCGGCGGCAAAACAGGGCAGUGGCAGUCAUGGAGAGUGCGUGUGCUAUUCAAGAGGAUCUUUCCAACAUUAACAGCAGCAAUCCUGGGGCUAACUCCCUCCCUUUGGUCAACCGAAGCAUAAAACUCCCCCCGUACUCACCUGAAGCAACGGCAGCCUUCGCCACAGCCAUCACGCUCAUGAUCGUCUUCACCAUUGUGGGCAACAUCUUGGUCAUUAUUGCUGUGUUGACCAGUCGGUCCCUAAGGGGCCCCCAAAACCUCUUCCUGGUGUCUCUGGCAGCAGCUGAUAUCCUGGUGGCCACCUUGAUCAUCCCGUUCUCACUGGCCAACGAGUUGAUGGGCUUCUGGUACUUCAAAUCAGUGUGGUGCGAGAUCUACCUGGCCCUGGAUGUCUUGUUCUGCACGUCCUCCAUCGUGCACCUUUGUGCCAUCAGUCUGGACCGCUACUUGUCCAUUUCCCGGGCUGUGACAUACGGAGCCCAGAGGACGCCCCGCCGCAUCAAGUGUGCCAUCUUGAUCGUCUGGCUGAUUUCGGCAGUCAUCUCCUUUCCACCACUCCUGUCCAUGAACAAGAAAAAGGGGACAGAUGAGGCAGGGUGUCCACAGUGUGAGCUGAACAAUGAACGUUGGUACAUCCUUUAUUCCACCAUUGGCUCCUUCUUCGCUCCCUGCCUGAUCAUGAUUCUGGUCUACAUGCGGAUUUACCAAAUCGCCAAGCAGCGCACGAGGUGCCCUCCAGGGGAGCCGAGGAAGGAAAUCCCUGCCAGUGCAGCCACCCCUCAGCACAAACCAAGGGCUCUUCAGAAUGGUAGAGGAGAUGGUGCAAGUACUCCUGGCACCCCUCAGGCAAAACCAGCUAUGCCCAGACCUCCAACUCUCGCUGUACCUCAAGCGGAGUCUACGCAUACAGAGAAGCAGCAGCCAGCAACUACCCCAACCACCAACAACCUUCUGCCCCCUCCUUCGCUUGGUACAGCAUUGACUCCUGUUUCACCCUGUUCUCCUCCAGGACCUUCUCCAUCUCUCUCACCCUCCAUCUCCUCCAUCCAGAAGCAAGACUCCCAGCUCCCUGCUCCCAGUAAACCCAGCAGGUGGAAGAAAGAGAAAAAGCCUGACAAGAAGCCUGACAACAACAAUGGAGAAAGCUCAACAUCUGAUUCUGACACUGAGCAGGGAGGGGUGGGAACAGAGAUGCCCAUGACGCCCAGUGGUGAGCCCAGUGCUGGCAUCCACUCACCUGCAACCAUCCAGAAAUACAGAGACAUGAUUGCCACAGCAAAAGGCACCAGGCUGGCUUCUCGGAAGUCCAAGCAAGAUGGAACACCCAACUCAGCCCGGCGCAAGGCCAUGGUGAACCGGGAGAAGCGCUUCACCUUUGUGUUGGCAGUUGUCAUUGGCGUGUUUGUCGUCUGUUGGUUUCCUUUCUUCUUCUCCUACAGCCUGCAAGCGGUGUGCCCUAGGACCUGUAACCUCCCAGAGCCCCUCUUUAAAUUCUUCUUCUGGAUUGGCUACUGCAAUAGUUGCCUCAACCCUGUCAUCUACACCAUCUUCAACAAGGAUUUCCGCAGAGCAUUCAAGAAAAUACUCUGCAAAAACACCAAGGGUACAUUCUUCUGACUGACCGAAUGUCUCAGAUAGGCAACUGACGGAGGUACAAGAACCUGGAAAACUGUGUACUGUACGAUUUUUACAAAGCACAAUGACUUCAUUUUAACAGUGUAAAUAAGGGGCUUUUUGUUUGGCCCUGCAAAUCAAGAACAGCAUGCAAUGACAAAGCACAUUUUCAUGUGUGUCAAAUGACAGUGACGUACCUUUUUAUGGGGGCAAAUUCCUCAGAAUAUGGAUUUCUGGACUUUUUGCAACAUAGUUUUGCAACAUACUAGGACUCAUCAAAAACCAGACGCACAGUAGAGAAAGAGUGAGCGAGGGAGAUCUCAGCGGGACCACAAAAGCCAGAAACUGUCCUGUUUUAUGGAGGUUAUCGUGCACCUGUGAGGAUAACGAAGUAAAGGGAACACAAUGUAAUAGUGUUUUCCCUUUUUUGCGCCUUUCUAAGAAUAUCUGCCCUCAGGGAUAGCACAAGCAUGGGUUUCUGUAGGGAUUUCAAUCCAGCCAGAGUCUUAUUUUAUCCCCACAGAAUUAUCCCUCAAACAUUACAAAGACACAAAUACACAGAUCCUCUUCACUGAUACUUGGUGAGCUUUAAUUCUAGCGAAGGAAACAGGGGGAUGGAAAAUGCCCUUGCGACGCACAUUGCCGGGGGCCAUGCGUAUCGAAUGAAUAGAUGUUGGAGCCUAAAAGCUUUUGGAUUCAGAUGGCACCGGUGGGGGAAGAUUCCCCUGCCAUGCCCAUCUUCUCUCCCCUCCUAAUGCAAGCAUGCUUACUGAAUACAAAGCACCAACCGUGAGGAAAGACUUCUUCCAUGAGGAAAAGCUUCUUUGUCUAUCUUACUCCAGCAGGUUAUCUGGGCUGACGGACGCUCAGCCUGCUUAGUAAUCUCGCGAAUGUGGAUGCAACUGCUUUGAGGUAGAAGUUAAGGACCAAAAAAAAAAGAAAAACUGAACAUGGAAAAACUUGUCAUGGACACAGCUUUUGAGAAUCUGUUCCUAAACUGGCCCCUAAGACUGAUCUUGACUGUGUUCUUAAAGAUGCAACCAUAGCAAAGGUGUUACUAACUGUGGUGACCAGUGAAUCAGGGCAAUAAGGACCCUUUCUAAUAUAUCUGGAAUUGUUGGUUUGUUUUGGGAUUUUUUUUUUUUUUUGGGUUCACUUUUCACUUUUCUCUAAAAAAAAAAAAAAAGAACUUGAGAUUUCUGCCAUAAACUAAAAUACUAUUGCACCCUGUAAACUGUUAAUCGUUCAGCAGGGUGAUACUUUGGGACUAAGGGCUGAUGGCAAUGACACUUCCUAUUUCAUUCUCUGGUCGCUGUCACUUAUUUGAUGAUUGUUGUGUGUGUGAGAGUGUGUAUGAUGAACGUGUCUGUGUGUGUGUGAGAGAAAACUGCACUUAUUAACUGACCGAGCGAGUGUUGUGUGCGACUGACUCAUGCGCGAAUGCCGAUGUGUGCUGCGGAUGACAGAGUGUGCGUAUGGGCAGGCAUUGUACGGGGAGGUUUAUUAUUUUUUUUUGUUUGUUUUUUUCUGCGGUAUAUCUUUCGGCCCGUGCAGUGCAGAGACCCAUCAUCCCCCUCCCCAUUUCCCACUUCACUGGCAGUAAAUGAGUAAAUGGACACUAUGUGUUUGAGUAAAACAAAGGUCGGCAUGCCUUCUCUCUGCCAGCUCAUGCCAAUGCCUUUAAUCCAGCUCCUUCUUGUGCCAAUGCUGUUCCAUGUUUGGCUGCUAAACCGUGUCUUCUUAUACAAACAGUACAGAAUAAUGUUUUAAUGGUUUUAGGCCCAGUGAUCUUAUGUUUUUGGUGAAUGUGCAGGUUCAGACACGGUUCGGUUGUUAGGCCUUUGGAGAUUAAAGGUUUAAAGGUUAGCGGGUCGAAAUGUUGUAACAAUGUCGAGACAAUGUUGAGAGCUGUGAACAAUUGAGCAAUUUUGGUUUUGUACUAUUUAUUUAUUAUUUGCCUGUUUCUGUUUUUGCCCAUAUAUAUACAUAUUUAUUAACGCCAGUUUGUUAUCAUGCAUUCUUUGUUUCUUUGUUUGUAAGUUGAUGCUGGGGAUGCGAGGAGGAGGGGAGGGGUUGGGGGUUGGAGCAGGAGAUGGGGCGGGGCUAAAAUCCAAAUUGCAUAUUUAAAAUUGUUGUGUACAAAAAAAAAUCCUAGAACUUUUAAAGGCUAUAACUGGUAUAUACAUACAGUCAUUUUACAGAAAAGUCUUAAACGAUUGUUACCUGACCUGAAUGCAUCUGUUUGGGUUUUACAGUGUUGGAAUGUUGCGUUUGGACUGCACUUUUCCAAAGCUUUGCAAAGUUUCAUGAUCCAGAUCCGAAUGGGUUCCUCCUUUCUUAGUGUUGUCUGGAUUGCUCUUUUUUUCUCCACUAUUUGAAAAAUAAAGCCACUGAAAUAUG
This is a messenger RNA of Astyanax mexicanus (Mexican tetra), 4973 nucleotides long. RefSeq names its product adrenoceptor alpha 2B (gene adra2b). The transcript has a single exon. Gene Ontology annotation, cellular component: membrane. Gene Ontology annotation, molecular function: G protein-coupled receptor activity. Lineage: Eukaryota; Metazoa; Chordata; Actinopteri; Characiformes; Acestrorhamphidae. Gene Ontology annotation, biological process: adenylate cyclase-activating adrenergic receptor signaling pathway. The record is from RefSeq and is a predicted model, not a curated record. Bases 987 to 2576 code for a protein of 529 amino acids.